Tachysurus fulvidraco (yellow catfish) is the source of this 2780-nucleotide messenger RNA. It is a transcript of the gene slco2a1, whose product is annotated as solute carrier organic anion transporter family, member 2A1. Lineage: Eukaryota; Metazoa; Chordata; Actinopteri; Siluriformes; Bagridae. Gene Ontology annotation, molecular function: protein binding; prostaglandin transmembrane transporter activity. Gene Ontology annotation, cellular component: membrane. Gene Ontology annotation, biological process: transmembrane transport; sodium-independent organic anion transport; prostaglandin transport. The coding region runs from base 186 to 2063 and encodes 625 amino acids. The transcript is spliced from 14 exons. The record is from RefSeq and is a predicted model, not a curated record.
CGACAAUAGUAGCGCGUGCGGCUGUGGGUAGAGUCCCGUGUUACAUCACCGCAUGCAAUAAAACCCCACGGCGGAGUGCAGAACCCCGGACUCAUAUACACACACUCACACACACAUAUACACACAUUCACACUGUGCAACUGAGUCAACUAUACUUUACCAAAGGGACCACAACAGGACCAAACAUGGAGAUAUACAGCAAAGACAUUAAGAAGCCCAAGCCUUCUGUAUUUUGUAACAUCAAGUUCUUUGUCUUGUGCCAUGGCCUGCUCCAGCUCACCCAGCUUCUGCACACAGCAUACUUUAAGAGCACCAUUACCACCAUCGAGAGACGCUUUGGCCUUGACAGUCUGUCUUCAGGAACCAUCUCAUCCCUUCAUGAGGUGGGGAACAUGGUGCUGAUAGUGUUUGUCAGCUAUCUUGGAAGUCGUGUCCAUCGACCUCGUCUUAUUGGGCUAGGAGGCCUGCUGAUGUCCAUUAGUGCCAUGAUACUGACAUUACCUCACUUCCUGUCUCCACCAUACACCUAUGACUCUGUCUUAAAAGACAGCAGGCAGGACAUGUGCAAUGUCCAUGCUCCUCGUCUCAAUGCAUCCUUAUGUGAUCAGAAGGACACCCAUAAGCUUAUGGACAAUACAAAGCUGUGGGUACUCAUGGCCAUGGCCCAAGUGCUGUUUGGAAUUGGCUCCGUCCCAAUUCAACCCUUUGGGAUCUCAUAUGUGGAUGAUUUCGCUGGGCCAGGCAACUCCCCUCUCUACAUCGCCAUACUGUUUGCCGUGUCUGUGUUUGGGCCUGCCUUUGGCUAUCUCCUAGGAUCUGUGGUACUGAGAAUCUACGUGGACGUAGACAGAGUAAAUGGAGCAGGGGCUCUGGAGUUGACUCCUAUCGACCCUCGCUGGGUCGGAGCUUGGUGGAUGGGUUUGCUGGUCUCAGCUGGGGGGAUGUUCCUCACCUCCAUCCCCUACUUUUUCUUUCCUAGGGCCAUGCAUGUGGAUAAUAGCAUUGCAAACAAGAGGGACAUUUUGAAAGACAGCCACAAGAGUUCUGACAUCUCCAUGCUGGAUUUCCUCAAAAUGUUCCCACGACUGUUUGUGAGGUUGUUGCUCAGUCCGCUCUUCUUGCUGCUGGUUUUGACCCAGUGCUGCUUCUCCUUCGUGAUGGCCGGACUAGCCACCUUCCUCAACAAGUUCCUGGAGAGGCAGUACGGCACCUCAGCAGCUUACAGCAGUCUUCUCAUAGGUGCUGUGAAUCUGCCUUCAGCAGCCAUUGGGAUGCUGUUGGGUGGUAUAAUAAUGAAACGAUGGGGCCUGUCACUUCGAGUCAUUCCACGUUUCUCUAUGGCAUUGCUCACCCUUUCCACAGUGUUGUGUGUUCCCCUGUUCUUCAUGGGCUGUUCCACUCAAACAGUCUCUGGGGUUUUUCCACCCAGUGGAUCCAAUGGGACUUUCGCCUGCAAUUACAACUGCUCAUGUCAGACGUCUGUUUACAAUCCAGUAUGUGGGAAUGACAACAUUGAAUACAUUUCCCCGUGCCAUGCAGGCUGCACCAGCUUUACAAAAGACCCCAAAAACAAAUUUCGCAUUCAGUCCUUCCGUAACUGCAGCUGUGUGAUGGGGGGCGCAGGCAUGGGUGGGGCACGUCCUGGUCCCUGUGCCAACAACUGCCCUCACCUCCUUCUGCCUGUUAUCUUCCUAAUCUCUAUAGCAGCCCUCAUUGCAAGCCUCACACACAACCCAAUCUACAUGAUGGUGCUCAGAACGGUGCCACAGGAGGAGAAAUCUUUUGCCAUAGGAAUUCAGUUCCUACUCAUGAGAGUUCUUGUGUGGCUACCAGCCCCUGCAGUUUUUGGGAUGACUAUUGACACUACCUGCAUUUGGUGGAAACGCAUCUGUGAGAAAAAUCUCAGCUGUGGUUACUAUGACAACAACCUCUUUAGAAACAGGUACAUUGGUUUACAAGUGUUGUUUAAAAUUACGGGCGUCGCCAUGCUGGGUCUGGUAGGCUGGAAGGUUGGAAGAACCAGAGACUACAGUCUGGAGAAAAAACCAGAGGGGCCGCUGUGAUGUUCCAGUCCCUCUGAGCACACUCAUUCUGUAGGAGAUGGGCAUAUUCAAGGAUCCAUUCAGCAAACCAGGCCAUUGACACCUUUUAUGACAUGUCCUCUUCAUUAUAGCCCUGCUACAAGAGCAUCUUGGUAAUGCAUGGAUGGAUGCUAUGAUACACUUUGCACUGACUUGCAAACAUAUCCUACAGAUGAACCUUUUUAAACCAUGAGACUUUGUGCCAGUGUUUCAUCUUUUCAUUUUAUGAACUGUUAGUUUAAUAUUCGUAAUAAUCACAUGAUACUACUAAAUUUUAGACAACAAAACAUUAUGCUGCUGGUUGAAAUGUUCUGGUUAUCCACUCAUGAAAAAGAAGAAUCCUGUACCUCUGUUCAGUCUGUAUUAAAUGUACUGAAUGUAUUAUGGUGGGCCCAUGAUUAAGAGGUUUCACCUUUCCUUUGGUGGAUAUGUGAAGAAUAACUGAAAUAUGUUACAAUAUGUUUUUUACACAUUUGUAGGUAUAUUGUCUAUAAUAGUGUUACUAUAUUUAAGAGGCCUAUAAUUGGUCAUGCAAUUUAAGCUUUUUUAAUCCUAAAAUGUUAGUGUUAUUGAUGCAUUAUUAGGAAAUGGGUGUCUUAAAUAUUUGUACUGUAAAUAUGUAUUUUUAUAUAUAAGUUAGGAAUGUUAUAUUCUAUAACCUUAAUUUUUUUCACAAAUAAUAAAAUAUUGCAAUCACAA